Molecule: messenger RNA, 3347 nt
Organism: Bactrocera oleae (olive fruit fly)
Lineage: Eukaryota; Metazoa; Arthropoda; Insecta; Diptera; Tephritidae
Source: RefSeq, a predicted model, not a curated record
AUGCUGAUCAAUGAAUUGCAGGAGUUUUAUCGUUGUGUCCGAGAUGGAGAUUCAUACACAAAAUAUGAAUUCAGUUGUGCCAAGGGUACGGGUUGGAGUGAGGAUAAACAAACUUGUGAUUACGCGGUAAAUAUUAAACGAUGUGAAGGACAAACCGAGGAACCGGAGACCUCAACCAUCACUACGGAAACCACCACCGAAAGUUCUACACUACGUCCAAACGUCAACAGCAUGGACUACAACGGAGAAACCUUCGACAACGACUGCCACAUCGACAUGGAGCACAGAAGCUGGGAUGACUCUACCACAACCACAACCAACAUCAACCACGCCGGUACCAAUUUGCCACCAGGAAAAACUUGCGAAGGUGAAGGCUAUAUGGCUGAUCCAAUGAAUUGCAAGAAGUUCUAUCGUUGUGUCCGCGAAGGAGAUUCAUACACAAAAUAUGAAUUCACUUGUGCCAAGGGUACAGGUUGGAGCGAGGAUAAGCAAACUUGUGACUACGCGGCAAAUAUUGAGCGAUGUGAAGGACAAACCGAGGAACCGGAGACUUCGACCAUCCCUACGGAAACCACCACCGAAAGUUCUACCACUACGGUAACAGCUGCAAAACCAACCACAGAAGAGAGCUCGACAACUACGAUCGUAACGCAAGAACCAACCACAGUUCCAACGCAAACCACCACAGUCCAAACGUCAACAGCAUGGACUACAACGGAGAAACCUUCGACAACGACUGCCACAUCGACAUGGAGCACAGAAGCUGGGAAUGACUCUACCACAACAUCACAGCCAACAUCGACCACGCCGGUACCGAAUUUGCCACCAGGACAAACUUGCGAAGGUGAAGGCUAUAUGGCUGAUCCAAUGAAUUGCAGGAAGUUUUAUCGUUGUGUCCGAGAUGGAGAUUCAUACACAAAAUAUGAAUUCAGUUGUGCCAAGGGUACAGGUUGGAGUGAGGAUAAACAAACUUGUGAUUACGCGGUAAAUAUUGAACGGUGCGAAGGACAAACCGAGGAACCGGAGACUUCGACCAUCCCUACGGAAACCCCCACCGAAAGUUCUACCACUACGGUAACAGCUGCAAAACCCACCACAGAAGAGAGCCGACAACUACGAUCUCCAAACGUCAACAGCAUGGAUACAACGGAGAAACCUUCGACAACGACUGCCACAUCGACAUGGAUGAUAUCAUCACCAACAUCGACCACGCCAGUACCGAAUUUGCCACCAGGACAAACUUGCGAAGGUGAAGGCUAUAUGGCUGAUCCAAUGAAUUGCAAGAAGUUCUAUCGUUGUGUCCGCGAAGGAGAUUCAUACACAAAAUAUGAAUUCACUUGUGCCAAGGGUACAGGUUGGAGCGAGGAUAAGCAAACUUGUGACUACGCGGCAAAUAUUGAGCGAUGUGAAAGACAAACUGAAGAACCUGAAACUUCAACCAUUCCUACAGAAACCACAUUGGAGACUUCCACAACGCCUAAGCCCGGUGAAUGGUCAACAACUACACAAUCGACACAAGCAACAACAAUACUUGACACUACCACACAGCAAACCACAACAAAAGAAACAUCAACAUUUCCAGAAAGUUCCAGUGCCACUGAGAACUCUACCACUGGUUUACAGGAAACGACCACAACCACAUCUAUUCCAACGGAUACAACACAGUAUCCAGUCACUUCAAAGCCGGGCUAUAAACCCACCACUUCAGCACCUUCAACCACAGAUAAACCGGGAACCGAUUAUACCACAACUCCGUCGAUUACGGAAGAAUAUCCGGGCACUACAGUCGAACCAGUUAAUCAUGUCUGCACCAACGAAGGUUUCUACCCCGAUCCACAGGAUUGCAACCGUUACUAUCGUUGUGUUGACGCAAGUAAGAACGGUAAAUAUCAAAUAUAUAGCUUCCGCUGUCCGGACGGUACCGUUUGGGAUACAUCGCUAGAGAUUUGUAAUUUCCCCAACAGUGUUUCGGGUAAUUGCUCGAAUUCUUCAGGCACAGCAACUACAACAGAGGAUGCUACAACGGAGUGGACGACUACUAGUUCUACCGAAAAACCCACCAAGAAGCCAGAAAAACCAACAACGGAGCAAACAACGACCGAUGAACCAACAACUGUACCUACAACUUCAACCACAGAACAGUCUACCACAACAACUCAGGAACCAUCAACAGAACCAACUUCUACGACGUUGAUCACAACUACUACUGAACCAACUACAACAACUGAAAUAUAUACCACCACAGAACAGUCCACCGUCCCACCAACAACAACAACUGAAUCAGUAACAACAAUAAAGCCAAGCCCUGCUUCAAAUCACAGCUCUCCAUGCCCUCAAAUUGGCGAAGGUCAAAAUACUUUUGUCUGCCCAACCGGCUUCCGUCGGCAUCCGAAAAGUUGUGACUUAUUUUAUCAAUGUACCGAGAAAGCCGAGAGCUACGAUAUGGCAAUUACAGUUUUCGAGUGCCCCAAAGGCACUGUAUAUCAUGAACAGAGGAACCUUUGCGAUAAGCCCGAUAAAAACGAUAACUGUCUGAAGAAAUCGAUAACGCGAUCGGGUCUCUAUGACGAGCAGAUAAGAUUCAUGAAUAUGAUACAAAUUCGCUCCGUCGGCGAAUCACUGUGCCCCGACGAAGGCCAUUUUGCACUAAACAAGGACGAAUGCAGUCAACUCUUUAUCAAAUGUGCUCACUCGCCGACGACGGGUCGACUAGAAGGCCAACUAUUCCGCUGCCCGCAAGGAUUCGCCUAUUGGACCGUUAGUCGACGCUGCGAACGUGCACAGAAACUGCUUAAUUGCACACCAGCUAAAUAUGAGACCGGCGGCGAUUUACCCGUAGAAUGGGCGAACAUAGGCAAUCGACGCAGAAAUUUGAAAAUUUAAUCUUGACACUGAAUAUGAAAAAACUUCCGAAGUAAAUUUUCUCCACAACUAAUAUAAAGUAAUAAUUCAUAUUUAUUUAAGUUAAUUUUUAAUUCUAUGCUAAGAAUUGUUUGCUGCGCAUGCGUUCAAACCAUUUUGCACAUGUGGCAUGCGCUGCAAACGAUGAAAGAAUAUUUGUAAUUAGUGCUUAAGCGGGUGCUGAUGUAAUAAUUACUCCUUAAAUUAGUCACACUGUCAGCUUAAUAUUAAAUUGGGUGAAAAUCAUUUUGUAAGCGGUGUUGGUAUUUAUUGAACGGAAGAUGUGAUUUAUCAUACUUGUAUCGGAUAAACAUAUUCCCAGUUAUAGACUCAUAAGUGAAAAGUCGAUUCAAAUAUUAAUUAAUUAUUUAAUAAGUUAUUAUUAUUUUGAUGUACUUCGGUAAGCUUUAUCAACGCUCUACCAAAAUGCCAUAAAAAGUUUUGAA